This is a messenger RNA of Aspergillus affinis, 504 nucleotides long. RefSeq names its product actin patch protein 1. Lineage: Eukaryota; Fungi; Ascomycota; Eurotiomycetes; Eurotiales; Aspergillaceae. The transcript has a single exon. The record is from RefSeq and is a predicted model, not a curated record. Gene Ontology annotation, molecular function: phosphatidate phosphatase activity. Bases 1 to 504 code for a protein of 167 amino acids. Gene Ontology annotation, cellular component: actin cortical patch.
AUGACUACCAGAAUCGACUUAAGUAUCCUUCCACCGCCUCGUCGAAGCAACACCGGGGCCUCCACAUCCGAUGCAAGCGUCAGCUCCACGCAAACCAGCUCUCCCAGACCUCCGCCGCAGAGGCCACCUCAAUCAUAUCCUGCUGCUGCUGCCACUGCCGCCUCUGCAGCGCUACAAUACGCAUCCGAACGCCUCCCCUGGGCUCCUUCGCCAUCAAAUCUCCUCCAAACCACGCCCUCCAACUCGAGCCUUCGCAACGGCAGCGACCAAGACUCUGACUCGCAGUCCGGUCUCGCCUACCCUAGCUCCGCAGUCGGUCCGUUGCCCAACCGCCGCGAGGAAAUGUGGCGUCGACGCUGGGAACGAGCCCAUGAUAUCCUGGCCGACCACGGCGUCGUCCUUGGGAGCUGGCGUGGGGGCAAUGAUGUGCAAGAUGUUUGUACCUGGUUGGUGGAAGAGGCGUUUAAGGAGGCGAUGAGUAACGCCGGAGGGUCUAGGACGUAG